Molecule: messenger RNA, 5201 nt
Organism: Aplysia californica (California sea hare)
Lineage: Eukaryota; Metazoa; Mollusca; Gastropoda; Aplysiida; Aplysiidae
Exons: 2
Coding region: 789-2171 (460 amino acids)
Biological process (GO): protein ubiquitination; ubiquitin-dependent protein catabolic process
Molecular function (GO): ubiquitin protein ligase activity
Source: RefSeq, a predicted model, not a curated record
UUUGUUAAAGAUUUUGAAUAUAAUUUACAGUAGAGAUGCAAGAAAAACCCUUUGUUAUUGAAAUCAUUUUAUUCUUUUUCUCUUUGCUUUGAAAAUUGACAUUGUUUUUUAAAAUCCCAAAUGUAUCAACACAACAAACGGAAGUGACCUCUUAAAAUGGCGUAAGUUUGUCUACAGAGACAACGUAAAAUACAGUUUGUUUAGGAAUGCGCUACAAAAGCUGUCAUUGAUACUUUAUUUUGUGCAUUCUACUAAAAGUGAAUGUUGCAGACAGAUGAGAGGAACAUGUGAUGUCCUCAUGUUGAUGGAUUGUCCAGGACACAACUCAGAGCUCUGACUUUGCCCUGCGUCUCGCAGCAGCCUCCCCCAGAGCAGUACAGACUGACGAAUCCCACUGAGACACUGAUCCGAGUCAGUUAUUUGGAAAUGGAUACGUUAAUAGCAGGAGACACUUCAUCAUGUGGAACGUACGUUUGAUGGUAUGGGGAUAGAAUACGUCAUGAAAAUGAUGUCGGUAUUGCUGUCUGCAAUUUAGGCCAGUUUGAAUGGACUAAUGCUACUCUUCAGUGCGAGCUGAAAUGUACUUCUUCACUGACUUCUAAUGGGAAACCUUAUUAGGGUAAAGAUCCUGAUUCAGUUGUCAGCAGUUUGAAACAUUUUGAGCUUUUUGGUUUGUCUGUUAUUGAAUAACAUUGAAUCUGAAUGGUGCAAAAUCUUGUUGCACUGCUUCAAGAGACCUAUAUUCUUUGAAGAGUCUUCUAGUUGAAUGUGCGUUUGCACAGGGAAGAAUGCUGGAUGCCCUGUACUCUGCUUGUGGUACUGUUGCGGCGGGUGUGCACAUGGUCAGGGAUGCUGUCAAGUACGUCUUUCAGGUCAACUAUGAGGUGGUGGCUGCCUUUGUGCAGAUGGUGUCCAUUGUUGUGACCACUGUUCUGUCCGUCGUCCGGGCAGUAAAAUCAUAUUUUGUGUCAAGUUUUGUCUGCAUUGCUGAUUUUGUUGUGGAAGUGUAUGAUGUGAUUAGCUCUGUUGUGUAUAGAUGUUGGAAGGCAUUGAUCAUCGCCCAUGACUUUUUUCAGUCAUUGUGCUCAUACAUUGCGGACACCUUUAUUUCAGGGUAUAACUUUGUUUAUUCCUUGUGUGCAGCUGUGAAGAGCUCCAUCAUGGCCGUAUGUGAAUUUGCAUCAGCCUCAGCUAACAGUGGCGUGAAUGCUUUCUGGGCCACUUUGUCUGCUUUUUUGUUAUUUGUCACAACUAUCGGGAAUUACUGUGUGAGUGUGGUAACAGGGGCCUGGCAUGGCUUAGGGUUUGUUCUUUCGUCUGUGGCGUAUUUCCCUGUUUACUCCAUGCAGUGUGUGGAAGAUGGAUGGAGAAAAGUGACAGAGACCCUCUACAGAAGCCUCACCUCGGCUAGCAAGGAGACCUAUUUGGGCAUCAUCAUUCUCUGUUUAGUCUACCUCACCUUCUCCAAUGCUGUGCGCUACUUCUUUUCCCAUGGCCUUUCUAUUUUUCCCAGACCCCUUCGGCGCCGUAGAAGGGGCAAUUCUGGAUGGCAUAUUGACCGGAACUUUGAGAGUGAUUAUGAAGACCUGUUUGGCUCUGACAAUGAUGAAAGGGGGUGGUUGGCAAGCACGAGAGGUGAAGAUGACGAUGAUAAUAAUGAUGAGGACCAAAGUGAUAGUGAUUCCGACAUUGACAACACGAACGAUAGGGACGGAACAGGAAUUGUUUCUGAGGUAUCAGAUGAUGAUGACGAAGGUGAUGAUGAAUCUGAUGAAUAUACCAUCAUAACGGAGGAGGAGGAGGACUCUGACAGCGAUGCAUCUUUGAACUCGCAAACAUUUUCCACUGAGUCGAGCGACCACGAGAUUGACGUUCAACUACCAACAGUCGACGAAAGCUACAGCUUACGAAGCCGAGCUGCUACCCCAUCGCGGGCUCCGAAAGCUGUAAGCAGCCCGGAGGAUUUUGACAGAGAAAUGGAGAGAGAGAGGGACAAGCGCAAAUGUGUUGUGUGUCAGGACCAAAUCAAAUCUGUGCUUGUGAUGCCGUGUCGACACAUGUGUAUGUGCGUCCUGUGUGCUGAUCAAAUUGUCCGUUCGAGAGUGUCCAACAGACGUGUGUGUCCUUUGUGUCGCACGAAAAUCCAAAAAGUAAUGAAUGUGUACGUAUGAACAAAGGUGUUGUCAAAAUAUAUACAGCAAUCCAAAGUGCAACUGCUAAAGCUGUGUGAUCUACUAAUCAGUAAUAUCUAACCUGGACACCCUGAUUUCUGCUCCACAACAGCAGGUCAAGUGAAGCAAAGUGGUCCAUAUUUAUUUCUCACCUCAGGUUUCCGUAUAUUUGCAGUAGAUAUUUGAUAGACCAUCAAGUUAAUGAAUGGGAUCAUUGUCAUAUUUACGUGUCUAGUAGAAAGUGCAUAGAUAUGAAUGAGUGUGGUUUAUUUUUUAAGUUAUUUGUUUGUCUAAUGACCUCCCGACUCAUUAAUAUGUUUGUAGGGAUGGCUGUAAUAAUCAAUGUAUUAGUUCAUCUUUUCCUCUGUCACAAAGAAGAGUGUGGAUAUUGAUAUUUGGGUCAUCUGUAAGCCGUUUUUAUUUCUUUAAAUUGGAGAAUUUUUGUUGUGUCUGAUAUUUUUUUGUUCAUUUCUAUAAUGUUUUGAACCCUGUUUCUUGGGCUAAUUGAUUGUGAAAACAACACAGCUCUUGAGUUCUUGUUUUGCUGGGUUUAAAGUGUUUAUUCCGAUUUGUAAGUUAAUAUCGGCUUUUUAGUAACUUAGUUUUCGAGAAUGUUCGGCUUGAAUCAUUUUUGUCUUAGCCCUUCUUUUACUCACUUAACUUAAUUAGAAAGCAAGUUUAAAAUUGUGUACAGGAAUUAUUUUCUUUGGAACCAAAUGUAUCUUAUAGUCACUGCUUUGCAUGACCUUGCUUUGGAAUUCAAGGCAGUCCAAUGCAUUUUGGUCCCAAAGGUUUCUUCCUGAGAGAAACAGGCCUUUAACUACAACAUAUGAAGUUGUGCCACCAAGAUAAUCAAAAAGUCAAUAACAAAGUGCCAUGAGUCUUGACCAAAACAUAUUUUCAGAAUUCAGAACCUGAAUUCCUUACUUGAUAACAAGUAUAGCACUGGGAAACUGGCUCCCUUGUUAGUCAAAAGAUGAUUCAUAUUAGAGGCAUAUUAUUGAAUUGCAUCAACAUACAUAUAUGGUUUUCAUGUUUGGAGGGCAGGAUUCACAUAGAUGAUGGUACUGGUGCUCAAAUCUGUUUCUUUUUUUUGUUGACUCGUGCAAGUUUUAUUUUCAAAAGGAUACUUCUAAGUUCUCCUGUACUUGUGAUAAGCUAUGGACUUGAACAGAGGAGCUUAUCAUUUAACAGCUCCAUGAAAAGUUUAGGAUUUAAGGACAGUUCGCAGAUGAAACUGUGAUCCAAUCUAGUAAGUAAGGGGCUCCCAUCCCAGUUUGUUAUUGCUCAAAGGAGGAAAGCAUUUAUUCAUUCAUCAGAUUGUGAGGUAGACUAAAAGUGAUGCUUGAUACUUGACGUGUUUUAUAGUUUUGUGUCAGUGUUUGUUAAAUAUUCAAGCAAAUUCAUGUGAUUUCCUUACGUUACAUCGUAUUGUGGAUUGUUUUUGGGGGCAUGUCUGUGUCAUGUGAUUGCUCCCCCCUCCCAUCCCCUCCCCCACUCAGAUUUUCACCAGACUGAAGUAAAUCAAUUAUUAAUACUGAGGUGACAAUGAGUUGAGUGAGCUGCACUUUGAGGAGAGUAUGUAAUGCACUUGUAUUUUGAUGUUCCAUUAUAAUUAAUAUCUAUCAAAUGGUUAAGCUACAACCGGUGAUCAUCUUUAUGACUUGUUUUAAAGUUCUUUAAAAAAGGCUCUGAUCCAUCACCACAGACUAUUGUGUUUGUUCUGUUUGAUGAUGUCAUGUAUGGCAAAUGCUUGCCUGGAGGCUGAGGUUACCAUGAUCGCAAUUUUAUUUAGUUGUUAGAACUUACUUGAAAAAUGUAAAAGAGUACCUUUGUUCUAUAUAAGUCUUUUUUAGUAAAAACUUUUAGAGGCUUUCCUCUAAAUCUGGUGCCUUGAAUAUAUUUAUAAUAAUGUUAUAUCUUGAUGAGGGAUCAGUAUAAGCUUUGCUAUUUGAAUGUCCUAAUUUGGUACUCACUUAUUUGCUAGAGCAGUUAAUUAAAUUACCACCUGAAAAAGGAACAGUCACAGGCACAGUCAUGAUGAUAAUAAUCUUGGUGUGUGUUCAAACUGCCUUCAUGGGGUGUUUAAAUCUGGUAAUUGACUCUUAUCAGUUGUUCUCCUUUCAUACACCAGAUUUGACCAUGACUGUUUGUAAUUUAUGAUAGGAUGUUUGUGGUUUUUUAAAAUUAAGACUUCUCGUUUCUAAGAAGCAGCCUUUGUUUUCGUUCACCCACCGCAGUCUUGAUUUAAAAUGAGACUAAGACUUAAAAGUACUUUUUUUUUGCAUUUAAACUAACACAACAACAGCAUUAAUACCAUCACAAUCGUUUUCACCUUUACAAACAUUUUUAACACCCUUAUCACAUAUAGCACUGUCACCACUUGCGUUACUGCAACAGUCAGCCCCACCAUUGCCAUUACUCUAUUUGACAUUCACCUCUUCCUAGUAGUAUUGGUUAUCUCACUCAGCUUCCUCUCAUGCUACUUGCACAGAGAAAAACUGAAUGUGAUCCAGUGCAGUUUGUUGUUCCACUGACUUCUUUUGAUGGAGUUUUUUUUGUGUGUGUAUCCUAUUUCAAUUAUUUUAAAAACUUUUUUUUUUGAUGAUGUGGUUCGUAUUUUUCCACCUCUGUUAAAACUUGAAUCAAUCACACAAAAAGUUUAAUCUCACAUUUUAUGCAUGGCAAAUCUAUGUGUUUCUUUAUAAAAAUAAUUUACUUUUCUUGCAAUAAGAUGUAAUUGCUGCACUUAUAUGUUAGCUGUAAUUUAAAUUGAUUUCUUAUUUUCUUUAAGAGCUGUUCCAAGGAGAAAGUAAAUAAAAAGUAAUGUCUAAAAAAUUUGCAGAGUGCCAUGUAAAGAAAUAAGACAUUAUUUCAUGUGUGUACUUUUAUGGUUCACAUCGCAGCUCACUACAUCAGUGCAGAUAUACACACACAUCAACAGCUUUCUUCUAUUUGGAGUUGGAUACUGCAUGCCAACGAUGUUAAUUACAUAUUAUUUGACCAAUUUUACGGAACACAAAAAAAAAA